Molecule: messenger RNA, 6357 nt
Organism: Pyrus x bretschneideri (Chinese white pear)
Lineage: Eukaryota; Viridiplantae; Streptophyta; Magnoliopsida; Rosales; Rosaceae
Product: collagen alpha-1(VII) chain-like
Exons: 3
Coding region: 10-2568 (852 amino acids)
Source: RefSeq, a predicted model, not a curated record
CAACACACCAUGCACGUGCAAUCUCAAGGCAUGCCUCACUCUCAGUUACAGACUCAUGUUCAAGUACAGGGUCAGUUCCCUCAACAACUACCACUUGUGCGGCCACCCUCGUCUCUUACAACAAUUCCAAACCAGCAGCAGCCCGCUUUGUUGCCUUCACCUGGUCAAGUCCAAAACAUCAAACCUGCACAACAGCAGCCAGUUCCCUCUUAUGCUCAGCAACCUGGAAAUUUGGUCUACCAGCGCCCGCUUAUGCAGGCAAUUCAACAACCGAUGCUUCAGCAAUAUUUCCAUCAUCAGCCAUAUGUACAGCAGCAACCAUCUACACAGUUACGUCCCCAAGGCCAAUCUCAUUCAUUCCCUGAACAUAAUCAUGCCUCUACGCAGUCUCAGCAGAACAUUGCAUUGUCUCAGGGCAUUCAACAUACUCAGUCUAAUCUUGUAGGAAGGCCUAUGAUGCCAAGUCAUGCAGUACAACCUCAGCCCUACACACAAACUGCUGGCCAAGUGAGGCCAGUGCAUCCUUCUGUAAACCAUCCAUCUACAGAUCAGAAUAAUAUGGUCAGAACAAACAACCCAGUGCAAUCUGGAGCAAACUCGAGGCCAACUAUGUCUGAAAGGCAAACUGAGAAAGAAUCUGAGUCAUCAAAUCAGAAGGUUGCAAAUGGCGGCAAACUUAAAUCUGUCAAAUCCGAGGUGGGUAUGAAGUCCGCUGAUGAUGAGCAUAAACCUAGUGGUGAAGAUAAACCUAAUCAGGGGGAUACAUCUUCUAAGGAUAUUCCAGAAUCUAGGGGCUUGCUGGGGGCAGAUCCAGAUUUCCAUGCACUUGAAAAUGGAGAGUUUGUAGGUAACCCAACAUUGAAGGAAGAGGGUGGAGAUAGUACUAUGGAGCACUCAAGUAACGGUAAGUUGGGCGAAGCUGUAGCUGAGGGUGCAAAAGAAAUCUUAUCGGAAGAAGCUCAACUUCGUGAAGAACAGGGUCGAAGGUUGCAGAAGGAUGAGGGUUUGCAAGCUGUAUCUACUUCAGCUCCAACUGGUCAGGUACAAGCUGGUGGCUCUGCACAACCCUCACAUCCUGUACCAAUACAUCAUGGACCUACUAUACUCCCCCAAAGGCCUGGUGCACCCCCUCCAGGACCUCCACAUCAUACACAGGGGCCUGGGCACCCCUGGACUCAUUUAAGACCUCAGGGACCUGCACAUGUACCCGGACAACCUUUUCAUCCAUCCGAGCAUUUGCGGCCACCCGGUGCCAACCAAGGUUUUGGACCAUCCUCUGGAAGGGGGGGAGGUCAGUAUGGUCCUCAAGGUGUACUACCUCCUUCCCAUACAGGGGCUCCCAGGAUGCAAGGUGAACCUGUUGGAGGCCCUCCAUUUGGUGGAAUGAUGGCAAGAGCAGCACCAUAUGGCCCUGACGGUCCUAGGAGUCACCAGCGGCCUGCCUUUCAAAUUGAUCAGGGAGCAAUUGGACAGCCAUCUGGAAUCCCCCCGAAUAUGUUGAGAAUGAAUGGAACUCCAGGCCUUGACCCCUCAUCAACUCAUGGGUUGAGGGAUGAAAGGUUCAAGGCUUUUCCGGACGAGCGAUUGAAUCCCUUCCCAGUAGAUCCAACUUUUUGUGGUGUUGACCGGGUAGAGUAUGAAGAUGAUCUCAAGCGAUUCCCUAGGCCUUCGUAUCUGGAUUCUGACCCCGUUUCAAAAUUUGGGAAUUAUUCAUCAAGGCCCUUUGAUAGGGGACCUCAUGGGCCCAAGUAUGAUAUUGGUCAGAAUACAGAUCCUGCUGCUGGAGAUAUUGGGAGAAUGGAGCCUUCACGCAGUCAUCCAGAUUUUGUUGGACGACGCCUUAUGGAUGGUUUGGCUCCCCAAAGCCCAGUUAGAGAUUACCCUGGCAUCCCAUCUCAUGGGUUUAGAGGCUUUGGCCCUGAUGAUUUUGAUAGAAGGGAAUUUCGUCGGUUUGGUGAUCCACAUGGAAAUUCAUUCCGUGAGGGUAGGCUUUCUAAUUUUCCUGGUCAUUUUCGUCGGGGUGAGUGUGAGGGCCCUAGUAAUAUGCAAACUGUUGAUGGGCACCUUGGUCAUCUUCGGAGGGGAGAUCAUUUGGGUCCUCAGAACUUGCAUAGUCAUUUGCAUUUGCGAGAACCUAUGGGUUUUGGUGAUCGUCAUUCACGCCUAGGAGAUAUGACUGGGCCUGGGAAGUUUGAAUCAUUUCGAGGCAACAGGCCAAGUCAUCCACGUCCUGGUGAACCUGGAUUUAGGAGCAGCUUUUCACUUCAAAGAUUUCCAACUGAUGGAGCUUACACAGGAGAUCUAGAGUCUUUUGAUCAAUCAAGGAAAAGGAAACCAGCUAGUAUGGGAUGGUGCCGGAUAUGUAAAGUUGAUUGUGAAACAGUUGAAGGCUUGGACUUGCAUUCACAAACAAGGGAACACCAGAAGAUGGCGAUGGAAAUGGUGCGAAGCAUCAAGCAGAAUGCCAAAAAGCAGAAAUUAACCUCUGGUGAUCAGGCCUUGGUAGAGGAUGCAAAUAAGUCAAAAAGUCCGACUUUGAAGGCCGAGGAGAAAAGCAUUGAUGGAUGAUCAUGUGCUGCAAUGUGGAUCUCUUUGAUUGCAUUUCACUUGGGGACCAAUUGUUUCUUUGGUAUUAUUGCGUUAGCAAUAUAGGUGAUGCACCCUUCCAUGCCUCUUUUUUCUAGAUUCGGGGUGGUUUAUGCUAGUUUUGUCAUUUCAGGUUGCUGCCAUGUUAAUGGAGAUGGUAUUUGGAACUGGAGUUCAAUGGCAGUUAAGUUUGUUGUUUUUGACUCUCAAGUUUUCUACUUUCACUCGGAUUGUUUUUUGUUGACCUUGUCAUUGUCAAUCCAAAAGUGGUAUAUUGCUAUCACUUCCUUUUGCAUUUGGUACUAUUGAGAUGGCAUUGGUUUAUAGCAUAUGUGUAUGUAUGCUUGACUCUCUUACUCUUAUAUAUUAAGUUUAUUCAACUGGACCGGCAAUGUAUUAAGUUUAGUUUUACUGCUCUCAGAUAUGUACUUAUGGUUAUAAAGGGUAUCAUUGUUAAAUAGCUCUCAAAAGGUCGAAACAAGGACAUUACCUUGAACAUUGAAGCUAAUUUAAACUAGGCAUUUUUCUUUAUGCUCUAGGUAACUUUGUGAAUUUUACAUUAUUGUCAAUCGUUUCAUUUCGGUUUCUACAAGAAUAUCUGUUUUAAAUGUAAGGAGACUUGCGCUCUCUGACCUGCUUCAUCAUUUCUAUUGUAGGCAACUUUUAGUAUAGUAUGAUAUUGUGUAAUCAACCUGAUCCUUGGUCUUCAAUCUAGUAGAGAUUGGACCGACCACAUUAAGCAGAUUAGUUAUCACUAACAUUUCGUCACAAUUUUACCCAAUAAGUUGGAAGUGUUAAAGUAGUUUUUGCUAAAAGAUGAGGAUUUCUGUAAAGCGAAUGAACUUUGGGUGAAAUAAGUGUCUAUCUCUAUUCUGUAGUACCACAGUAGGCUUCAAGACUAAAUAUUUAAAGUGUAUAGGCUUAUAGAAGGCAAUGACUGGAGUACAUUUUACUAUUUAGAUUAUACAGGAUUUUGCACGCUGAUUUCUAAGAAAAAGUGAUAGAAGCCAUGAUAAAUCAUAUAUCCUAGUCUUUUCUUUUUUAUAGUAGUUAGCAGAGACGGCCUCGUGAUAUUGCUUGUUGGACUACAGCAUCUAUUAUAUUAUUUACUGUUUUGGUGGCUUGUGAAUCGACAUUUAUUUGGAGGAUAUUUUGUUUAGCUGAUAAACUGUAGUGACAAGUAUUUGGAAUAUCGUGAACCUAAUUGAAGAAUCUGGUCUGCAUAAUUCAUCUGUAUAUUAUUCUGCAGCUUGGUCUUGUGCUAGUUGGUGUAGGACAGAAGCGGAAGCUACUGUCCGUUUGCUGUAGCACAGCAAAACACACUAGGGAAUAGAGAAGAAUAUUGAUCACCAAACAACAUCAAAACAACAGAGAAAACAAUGAGAUCCUUAAAAAGAUGGAAAGAUUACUGUCUAAUUUUCGGAAUAACAGACCAGCAUGAAAAGUCUCGUAAGGGUAGAUAUAUUAGGGUUAGAUACAUCUUCCUAGCCUUGAUUACUUCACUAUUCAAUUAGGCCUCCGAAACUUACUUACAAACUCACAAAACUAGUGCCCGACUUUAUAUAAAAGACAAAUUAAAAAGACUAGGAGUAGAAGCACUACUAUCAUCUAGAAAUCAACAUAAGACAUAAAGAUAAAACAAGUCAAAUAAAAGGUAAAGUGAAUACCUAAACCAAGUUGGCUAGCCUUUUAAUCUUGGAAAGCCGUGUAGAUCUUAUCUUAUUAGUUUUAUGUUUGGGGAAAGGCUUACAAUUUCAUAAGUUCAGUUUUUUUAUCGUUAUUGUUAUUUGUUUUACUACUGACUUGACUAUUUAUUCUUAACACUGUCAUGUAAUUUUUAGCGUGAAAGGUCGAUUUUGUUGUUGAUUUUUCUUUUUGGUGGAAUUUCUCUUUUUCUAUACUAGAUCUUUUCAAUUCAACCCGUCUUUUUUUGGCGAAGAAGACUCCAUAAGGGCUGAAAGUUUAGCAGAAAAAGGUUUACUCUGUCAUCUGUUUUUGAGGUGGUAAGGUUGUGUUCAAUGUACAGAUUUUAUUUAGUUGGCAAAAUUUGCUUCUCAGCAUUGAUUUUAUAACCUGUUGAUAUGUUGGGAUUCAUCUGUUUCUACAUAUUUACGAAGAGUAUAUUUUCAUCUUUCGAAGCAGCAGGAUAAAUCUUAGGAAACCUUAGGAGACUGGUAAAAUCUGAUUACCUUCUAUACACUAGGCAUGUAUUUAGAUCCUAACUUUAAAGGGCCACAGGCUUACAUUUAAAGAUGUCCACUUGGAUUGUUAGGGUUAGGGAUCCCGACUCAUCUAUUAUUUUGCAUCAGGACAGUUUGAUGGAUAGUUUUCUUUGUAUUACGAUCCCUCCUGAAAUAUUUUUCAAAUAUAAAAGUUCAGUAGCUUCCCCCGAAUUAGUGAAUUAGGCAGGAUCCUUUUGUACAGAAUAACAAAUAUAUAGAAUAACAACGCAAAGAGCGAGUCAGGAUAGUUUUCUUUAUAUUACCAAUAACCCUGCCAUUGGCGGGCAGCACCCCAAGCACACCACAUUCUUAAUGCUUGUCUUAUACGUUCACUAACAAUAAAUUUUAUUUUGUUUGUUGCCGACUUUUGAAUGAAUUUUGCAAUUAUUGUCCCCUUGGGGUAUGGCAAACACUUCCUAUCAAUUUUCCAUGCGUAUAAUUUUAGGUUCAUGUUGAAGUUUUGAGGCAGCCUUGCCAGUUGAACUCGAAUAUUUUUGUUUUUAUUUUUUAUUUUGGUAGCAAUAUUCUUGUCUAUUUUAAUACCUGUACAAGUCUCUCUCGCUCUCUCUCGCUCUUUCACACAAACACAAAACUUAGACAAUACAUCUUUUCACUCUCACCUACCACUUUAAUUUUCUUGUUUUCCAUCAAAGUUUGGGAGGUUUAGGAAGGGAAGAAAUGGCAUGUUUUGUCCUUCUCUUUCCUACUUUCGAUUGUGAAUGCAGUACACCAAAUCUUAGUUUUGUUCAACAGUAUUACCAUGAUUUCUAUGAGUAACUUUAGGCACGAUUCAAACCCUGAAUUCUUUAUAUUAUUGCACGUAAUAAUAUCUACCUAAUACUAAACCUUCCCUUGUAUAAUCCAGAAUAUAGCAACUUAAAUACUAAAACACAACUUCGGAAAUCGCUUAGAAAAUUUAUCCUUGCUUUUAACAACUGUUCUUGCUCUAGAUGCUUUAGCCUGUACAUGAACAUAAGCACCGAAAUGUUUGAAUUUGAUUGAUUCUGUCAGCUGUGUUUGAAGUAUAAUCGCAGUUGAACUAAUACUUGUCUCGGAAAUGCACUUCUUUGCUUAAAAAUCUAUGACGGGGCCGUACAGGAACAAGAAUAACACCCUGAUGCGGUCAUAGUAGGCUUACAAAGGAACAAGAAUAACAUAAAAGAAUAAUACGAAUAAUGGCGGAAAACCUGGUUAUUUUGUUCGAUAAUUCCUAACGAGCUUAAAUGUUUGAUAAAGAUUGCAGUGUGGUGCAGGGAUUAUAGCAUGAUUGCAGAGUCAAUGUAUGAUGCUUGCUUACUGUUUUGUUCUAGUGCUGGCUUAUUCUCAAAGCGUGUUUGUGUGGAAGCGGUAGAUCUGACGGUUAUUUGGGCGAUGGAGACUCCUUACCUUACAAACUUCAAUGCCUUUGAAGGCAUUUUGCUUGAUCUGCGUUUUGUUUUGCAGUGAUGGGUAUAUGGUAUGGUUGUAAGCUUUAAUUGUUUGAUUUUCUCAGACAUUCUUGGGCAUGCUAUAUUAAUAUUUUGUUUUAAAUGCACUUCUAUUUACUUCC